UUCACCGAGACCUUGUCCGAAAGCGCGAGACUGUUUGUUUCGAAGCGUAAACCUUCGCAGUCGCACAUCGCUUCCAUACCGGGACUGUACGAAAAAUCUACUAAAAUGCCGUCAGAAAAAUCAGUAUACUAUCCGGAUCCUACGGUAACCAAAAACGCGUUCGUUUCGAGUUUAUCCCAAUAUAAAGAUAUGUACCAAGCGUCUAUUGAUAAUCCGGAUGAAUUUUGGGGGAAUAUUGCUAGACAAUUCCAUUGGGAAACACCUAUAGACUACGACAAAUUUUUUAGGUAUAAUUUCGAUAUAACCAAAGGACCUAUAUUCACCAAAUGGAUGGACGGAGCUACGACGAAUAUCUCUUAUAAUUUGUUGGAUAGAAAUGUAAGAAAUGGUCACGGCGACAAAGUGGCUUUUUAUUGGGAAGGUAAUCAUCCAGAAGAUUACAGUAAACUAACUUACAAAAAACUGUUAGAAGAAGUAUGUAGAUUCGCGAAUGUUCUCAAAAGCAAAGGAAUCCAAAAAGGCGAUAGGGUCGCUGUAUAUAUGCCCAUGAUAUUAGAAGCUGUGAUAACAAUGCUAGCAUGUACUAGAAUAGGAGCGAUACAUUCCCUAGUAUUUGCAGGAUUUUCAGCAGAUUCUUUUGCCGAAAGGAUAUUAGAUUGUGAAGCUAGGGUGCUAGUAACUGCGGAUGGAGCAUGGAGAGGAGAAAAAUUAUUACAUCUCAAGGCCAUUUGUGAUCAAGCUAUGAUUAAGUGUUCUCAGAAAGGUCACAAUGUGGAAAGUUGUGUCGUAGUGGCGCAUUUAGGCAGGGUAACUUCACCUCAAGGUUCUGUUUACAACAGUAAUAAGACGCCCAUGACACCAGGACGAGAUGUGUUCUGGCAAGAUGUAGUUCCUCAAGCGUCUACCAGCUGUUAUCCAGAAUGGAUGGAAGCUGAAGAUCCGCUCUUUAUGUUGUAUACCAGUGGGUCGACUGGUAAACCGAAAGGAGUAUUGCACACGACAGGAGGCUAUAUGAUAUAUGCUGCCACUACUUUCAAAUACGUUUUUGAUUACAAACCUAAUGAUGUGUAUUGGUGUACUGCCGAUAUUGGUUGGAUUACUGGACAUACUUACGUCGUCUACGGACCUUUGGCGAACGCAGCAACAUCAGUAUUGUACGAGGGGACUCCUUUUUAUCCUGAAAAUGAUCGCUUUUGGUCGGUUGUGGACAAGUAUAAAGUCAGUCAAUUUUACACAGCACCUACUGCUAUUAGAGCUUUGAUGAAAUUCGAUGAAAAUCUGGUUACAAAGCACGAUCUUUCGACGUUAAGAGUUCUGGGAUCCGUAGGAGAACCUAUCAAUCCUGAGGCCUGGUUGUGGUAUUACAGAUUCGUUGGAAGAGGAAGAUGUUCUAUUGUAGACACAUUUUGGCAGACAGAAACUGGCGGACACGUUUUGACUCCAUUACCAGGAGCCAUACCUAUGAAACCUGGAUCAGCUGCCGUGCCCUUUUUCGGAGUACAACCAGUUCUAUUGGACGAAGCAGGGAAAGAAAUAAAGGGCGAAGGUGAAGGUUACUUGGUUUUCUCACGUCCGUGGCCUAGUUUGAUGAGGACUCUCUUUAAUAAUCACGAUCGAUACGAAACGACCUAUUUCACGAAAUUCCCGGGAUAUUAUUGUACUGGAGAUGGUGCAAGAAGAGAUGCUGAUGGUUACUUAUGGGUAACGGGCCGUGUAGACGAUAUGCUAAAUGUAUCUGGUCAUCUUAUGUCCACAGCGGAAGUAGAAUCCAUCUUGACUGAACAUCCUUCGGUAGCAGAAGCUGCAGUGGUAGCUAAACCUCAUCCGGUAAAAGGAGAAUGUCUUUAUUGCUUCGUGACAACAACAGAAGGUGGCGUAUUUAACGAUCAACUCGUAAAAGAAAUUAAACAAAUUGUGAGAGAAAAGAUAGGGCCUUUUGCUCAACCUGAUAUCGUACAAAACGCACCUGCUUUACCUAAGACCAGAUCUGGUAAGAUCAUGAGGAGGAUAUUGAGAAAGAUUGCUUUGAAUGAUAGAGAUGUUGGUGAUAUUAGUACUUUAGCCGAUAGUACCGUUGUUGAAGCGUUGUUUGCUUCAAGGCCACAAGGAGUUUAAAAUGACCACAUUAUAUUAACGUGUUUAUUCUAGUCCUAGAAAAGAUGUACACAAUGGUAUUUUGAAGUAAUUCUCAUAUGAUUUAAAAAAUAUUUGUACUUGCAAUGUUUUUAAAAAAUUAUAAUUUGAUUUCUGACUUUUUUUACCCGUUUUUAUCGGGUUACAAUUAACCUAGGAGUGCUCAAACAAUUCCAAAAAUGUCCAAUUAACUAUUUUGUUUGUUAAUAGUUUCACUAUAUACGUUCCAUAAAAUUUAAUUGACUUUAACUAUCUCAAUGUUUUUAUUUUUACUUAAAUAAACUAUGACAUGAACUACCUGUUUUUGACAUACUCAUAUUGAAAUCCCAAUUUUCUUAGUAUAUAAUCUGCAUCGUUCUAAUCGCAAGCUGUAAUAACUUGGUCGUCUUCGAAAAAUAGAGUUGUUAACCAUUUAUACUCUAUCUCAAUUCCCAUUCUCGUAAUUUUGGUUUUCCAAUUACUUAGAGCUUAAAACCUUUCGAAUGCGAUAAAUUUUCCGUGAUUGAGCCAUAUAGAGUUGACAGCUUCUCAAAGCAAACUUAAUCUAAUCUCAAAGUUUAAAAGAUAAUCAAGGAGUUACUUCGACUAAACAGUCUGCGAUUAGUUAAAGAAAAAAAGCGUUAAGCAAAAUAUAAACCACAAAAAAAGAAAAUUAGAAUUGUGUAGCAGAGACAACAAUCAACUAAAGUCAAAAACAUAACCUCGAAAUGCGAAACUUUUUAUAGUGAGGACUCCUAUGAUAGUUAAUUCUCAAUAAAACUGCUCUACUUAUAUAUUAUCAAUCAAAAUAAUGUAUAAUGAUAUUAUCAUUUGAAAAUAUUUCAAGUUUUUGAGAAUUAUAUGAGAAUAACGUUUUGUUUUCUUUAAAUAAUUUUUAUACAGCCAUAAUGGCUGAAAAAUUGGCUUGUGGAACAAAUCUUCUUUCAUAGAGGUGAAGCUUGUACUAUGAAAAAAGAAGAGUUAAAGUUAUAUGUUUAAUACUCUACUUCAAGAAAAGUGUAUGAAUUAAUGUAUAAACAUAAUUUAGGUUAACUUUUUCAGUGAAUAUUUGUUGAUGGUUUUGUGUUUUUUUGUUUUUGAUAUUGUUGUGCAUUAAUGUAUUUCACAUGCUUCUCUGUCUGCCGCUGCGUGAACCAGAUCUUUUAUAUAUUCCUCAGGCCUAUCCACUCUCUUAUGUUCCUUAGCAAAGACAUUUGCUUUCCCCCGACUUCCCGUCUAUUCUACCAUCAACUAUGAGUUGAAGAAGUCGGUACUUUCGGCCUCUGACUAUGUGAUCCAAAUAAGCUGUUGUUUCCUUUUUAUAUUCAGCAGAAUUUCUCUGCCUUUUCCCAUUCUUCUCAGGAUUUCUUUAUUUCUCACUUGUCAGUCCACUCCAACUCUUCCAAUUUAUUUAUCUCUGAUUUGUCAAACGUCCAUGUUGCCAUACCAUGAAGCAAUACCCGUUCCAAUGCAGCCCCAUCUGCCAAGGUCGAUUGUGUGCAGUAAAUCCUACUAAUUGCUAUGUCAUCAAAGUAUAAAAGUUUACGAAGUGUAAGUUUAUUUUACUAUUGGAGUAGGGUAGAAAUAUAUAUUAGAACUCCUUUGAAGUGUAACCUCUUUUAUCAAAUAAUCAACUUAUUUAUAGUAAUAAUAUUUAAAUUUAAGUAUGAACCCUUUUUGGCAGAAAUUAUGAAGAAAAUUACAUCUGUAAGUAUACGUAGGGUAAAUAUAGACUAUUUAUAAACAAAUACCUUUUUUCAAAUUUUCUGUUUUGAACAAACUUAUUUAGAAGAAAUUUUGGAUUCAGGCUUUUUAGAAAGAUGGAUGCACGAGCUUACUUUGGUAACGAAAUUAUGCUGAUAGGCAAUCUUUGUCAGACUCCGAAAACGUCCUUUUUUAAAUUAUUAUCCUGUAAGUAAUUUCGAGCUUUGCAGUAUAAAAUAACAUACUUUUUUUUAACAAAGAAUAGCUUUUAAUCUAUUAUAUAUUUUCCAUUUUGCUCAAUGACCUUUUGCCAUUUUUUUCAGCUUUAUGAUUCCGCGCUGAUAAAAUUUCUAGUCUUUAUUAGCAAAAACUGAACCAGGUGCGAUUGAAGGUCAUCGUCAUUUGUGAAAGUUUGACCAUUCAAAUAAUUCUGUAAUCUUCGAAAUAAAUGGUAAUCAAAUGGUACCAGAUCAAGGCUGUAUGUAUCAGUUACCAGCCAAGCUUCAAUAAUUUACCUCGAGUUGCCAAAGAUGUGUGAGACCUUGAAUUAUCAUCAAGCCUUUCAGAUUUGACAAUUCUGGCCGAUUUUCUUUGAUUGCUUCAUCCAGUUUCAUUAAUUGUUGUACAAUAAACAUCAGAAUUGAUGAUUUGGUUCCUUGCAACACCAAACUGACAGCAUGAAAUUUUUUUUUUGUUUUUCAGCUUAAGAUGUGGUUUGUACUGGUUUUCGAACUAUGUUACUGUACAGGACCCAUUUUUCAUCGCCAUUGAUGAUUCUUUUCAAAAAAUGGUCAGUUUCAUUUUGUUUAAAAUGCAUAUCGCAAAAGAUGAUUCUUUGUGUUAAAUGAAUUUCUUUCAAUUCGUGAGGUACCCAAAUAUCAAGCUUCUUAAAGCUUACAAAAUGAAAUCCAAUCACAAGCAGGGGUUGCUGUUAUCAAAAACUCUUCUGUGGCUUUUCUUGAUGAGGUAUUUUAUUUAUUAUCGAUCACCUCAUCAAGAAAAAACCAUGAAAGAGUUUUCGAUAAGAGCAGCCCCUGCAUCUAAUGUAGAACAAAUACCAGAUGUAGUAGAGGUUCCCGCUACAUCUUGUUUUCUUUGAGGGACGGUCUCUGGUAUAUUAUUGUGAUAAAAACGUCUCUGCAAAUGUGGAGAAUGCUGUACACACUGUACACCCCCCUUAUAUGCCAUUGUAAAAAGUUAUUAGGGCACCAAGGUAAACCAGUUAUCUGUAAGAUGAUACAAGACAUUUAACAAUACUCAUAGCGUUAUUGUUUGUUAUGAAUGGACCUUCAAAUUGUUGUCCUUCAUGUAUUUCUAGAUUUAAAGUGUAAAACUUCUUCAAAUCGACCAACGAAAAAAGUUUCAGCCCAUAUUAGCCUGGUUUUGAAGAUGUAUACCGUCGAAAGCCACAUGUGUUAUGAAAACCUAGUAGAAUUUCAUUUAUAGUUGCAUUUUGUGAGUUGCUUACUCAUUUUGAGCCAGAAUUGGUCAACUCUCAAUUGAAGCAAAUCAAUUAUGUCUUUGAUUUCAGUUAUAUCUGUUUCUUUUGCAGUAUCGAUAUCUUUUGUAGUUCUGUCUAUCUCAAUGCUAUGUGUAUCGUUAUUCACAAAUAGAUUUCAGCAAUCGAUGGGAUCACUGCCUGAUUCAGAAGAUCUUUUUCCAUUCGUCUAAGACCAGAUAAAAAACUAGUAUUAUUGCUAGUGAUGUACUUGGAAUAAGAUCUACCCUCUUGAACAGUCUCCCCCUGUUAUCAGCUUUACUUUUCACGACAUCAUCUUCUAAAUCUGAUGCAUCUUCAAUUGGAGCCUCGUCAAAGGCAUGUUCCUCUCAUAUAUGCGCAGCAAUCUUCGCUGCUCGUUUUCACAAAUCAUUUCUGUAUAAAAAUAACUGAUUUAAAAGUAAAAGUUAUCACAAAAAGAAUGAAAACUGGUCGCGCGGAGACUGUGGAUGACAUUUGACAGGAGACAUGUCAUACCUAACGCGACUACAUCAGGGUUUGCAAGCGUCAGAUUGUGUUCUUCAAAUAAAAUACUAUGAGUACAAUUUGAUGAAAUUGUUAAAUUUCAAAAUUACAAAAAAUCUUGAACACACAUUAACGAAAACUACUUUUACUUUCAUUAUUAUAUGGACGUCAUUAAACAUCUGAUAACAUCGAGUUAACUUAGAAUCGAUUCCGAAUCAGUUUGUAACCAAUUUAGGAACAAAAUCAAUGUGACUCAGGAUUGGUAUUAUAAAGUCCGAUUGACCGAGAUUUGACUCAUACCCUGAUUACUCUUUGCAUCCAUCUUUUUAACCCUCGAUACUUCAAACAAAACUAUACAUCGACCUUUGACUGACACAUUCUUCCCGUCAAAUGUCAGUUAACUCGGAUUUGAUUGGUUAAAAUUGAACUUUAAGUGCAGCCAACGCAAAUUUUUCGACUGGCUGUUGAAUAACGUCCGGUUGAACAAAACCUCACAGCAUGUACGAGGGAAGCAUGAAAUGUGUGUUGUGAUCGAUUAUGAAGAAUAAAAGUUGAAAAUCCAAUACACACGGCGAGAUUCGAAGAAACUUUGUUGGUAUUAUGUGCGAGUUCUAUUGAUUUUAUUUGAAAAAAAAAUAAAAAUAAAAAUUAAGGAAUACUCUAUCAACGAUGAUUAUGCAACGUAUAAUUAUUUCGAAAUAGUUUGUAAAUAGACCGAAGUAAAAUCCUUUAGAAAUAAUAAAGAGUGAGAAAAAUAAUAGUAGGAUGAAACCAAUUGGAAAAGGAGGAGAUUAUAAUAAAAAUGAAAGGUAGAUAAUUUGCGGGCGAUCUGAGGUCGGGGAGGGAAAGGGGGUAAGUUGUUAAGGGUAAAAAACGGUUUAUUUCGAUUUUCUGCAAAACUAUGGAAAAUAAUGUGGAAGCAAAGUUGUAGGUAAUGAGAAGAUUUACAACUUUUGUAUUAUCACUUUUUUCACAUAACCUCAAAAAUCAUGUGAAAAAUUAAAAAAACCAAGUUUUUCGUUUGUAAUUAUUAUCUUUUACAAAAAACAUUUUUUUUUCGCGAAAUUUGGUGAAAAGGUACCUUUUCAUGUCUCGUAUACACUGUAAUUGAAUCAAUUUGAAAUAUUUAUUUUUUUCACGUUAUUUUGACAUAAUAUCGUAGAGGCACCCUAAUUUUCGAACGAAAAUUCUCCCAUUAAAAAAUCUGCUUUUUUUAAAAAAUUAAGUACGAUUUUUAUUCGUUGAAAUCUCUGCUUUUAGAUGAUGUAAAAAAAUAUUACCAUCACCACGGUAAACUUUCUCAGAAAAACUGGGAAAAAAUUGGGGUAAUUAUACACUUUCGCGGUCACCUGGUUUUUUGGUUAGGUUAGGUUAGGUUCGGUUCGGUUAGGUUAGGUUAUGUUAGGUUGGCUCUAGAAAAUCGAAAAAUGGAUGGAUUUUAAUGAUCUUGGUCUCAAAUUGUUCCAUUUUACGGCGGAUUUAUAAAAACAAAAUACGAAAAUUAAAAAAAAUGAAUAUUUUUUACAGUUUCAUGACUUUAAAUACAAAAAAAAAUGACUUUCUACAUAUAAUCCUUCGUAACUGUUUCUGACGUCGUGGAAUCAAGUUCGUAUAUUUUUUUUCGCAAUUUACAUAAAAAAAUGAAUAUUUUGAAAAAAAAAUAUUUCAAAAAAGUUAAUUUUUUUGAAUAAUCGUGAGUUGUGGGAUUUUGUUAAUAAUAAAUUGAAAUAUAUUGACAAAGAGUUGCAACAAUUGUGAAUUGAAUACAUUUAAAGCACUUACAAUAUUCAGUGAUACAAAACAACCUAACCUAACCUAAUCUAACUUAACCUAACCUAACCAAAAUUAUAAAAUUUAUCUAUUUUUCGAUUUUUAAUGGUCCAAAAACUAUUAACAUUGAAGAAUAUAGUACGAAACUAUUCACGAAAAUUGAUUGUUUUCCAUCGAUUUCAUUUUAAGCUAUAAAAACUGAAAAAAUCAUUCUUUUUGUAUUUUUUUUUAAAUUGUUUAUUAAUUUAUGUAGAAUACAAAAAAAAUAUAAGAACUUUAUCUGAUAAUGAGAUAAUUUUUUUGUAAAGGAUUAUUUUGCAAAACCGUUUUUUUACGAUUUAAAACAGUAAAACUAUGAGAAAUUUUCAUUCCAGCUAUUUCUACUAAUUUUUUUUAUAAAUCCGCCGUAAAAUGGAACAUUUUGAGACCAAGAUCAUUAAAAUCCAUCCAUUUUUCGAUUUUCUAGAGCCAACCUAACAUAACCUAACCUAACCGAACCAAAAAACCAGGUGACCGCGAAAGUGUCUAAUUACCAUAAUUUUUCGUAAAGGAUUAUUUUGCAAAACCGUUUUUUUUACGAUUUAAAACAGUAAAACUAUGAGAAAUUUUCAUUCCAGCUAUUUCCACUAAUUUUUUUUAUAAAUCCGCCGUAAAAUGGAACAUUUUGAGACCAAGAUCAUUAAAAUCCAUCCAUUUUUCGAUUUUCUAGAGCCAACCUAACAUAACCUAACCUAACCGAACCAAAAAACCAGGUGACCGCGAAAGUGUCUAAUUACCAUAAUUUUUCGUAAAGGAUUAUUUUGCAAAACCGUUUUUUUACGAUUUAAAACAGUAAAACUAUGAGAAAUUUUCAUUCCAGCUAUUUCCACUAAUUUUUUUUAUGAAUCCGCCGUAAAAUUGAACAUUUUGAGACCAAGAUCAUUAAAAUCCAUCCAUUUUUCGAUUUUCUAGAGCCAACCUAACCUAACCUAACCUAACCAAAAAACCAGGUGACCGCGAAAGUGUAUAAUUACCAUAAUUUUUUGUAAAGGAUUAUUUUGCAAAACCGUUUUUUUUACGAUUUAAAACAGUAAAACUAUGAGAAAUUUUCAUUCCAGCUAUUUCCACUAAUUUUUUUUAUGAAUCCGCCGUAAAAUGGAACAUUUUGAGACCAAGAUCAUUAAAAUCCAUCCAUUUUUCGAUUUUCUAGAGCCAACCUAACCUAACCUAACCUAACCAAAAAACCAGGUGACCGCGAAAGUGUAUAAUUACCAUAAUUUUUCGUAAAGGAUUAUUUUGCAAAACCGUUUUUUUACGAUUUAAAACAGUAAAACUAUGAGAAAUUUUCAUUCCAGCUAUUUUCACUAAUUUUUUUUAUAAAUCCGCCGUAAAAUGGAACAUUUUGAGACCAAGAUCAUUAAAAUCCAUCCAUUUUUCGAUUUUCUAGAGCCAACCUAACAUAACCUAACCUAACCUAACCAAAAAACCAGGUGACCGCGAAAGUGUAUAAUUACCAUAAUUUUUUGUAAAGGAUUAUUUUGCAAAACCGUUUUUUUUACGAUUUAAAACAGUAAAACUAUGAGAAAUUUUCAUUCCAGCUAUUUCCACUAAUUUUUUUUAUAAAUCCGCCGUAAAAUGGAACAUUUUGAGACCAAGAUCAUUAAAAUCCAUCCAUUUUUCGAUUUUCUAGAGCCAACCUAACAUAACCUAACCUAACCGAACCAAAAAACCAGGUGACCGCGAAAGUGUCUAAUUACCAUAAUUUUUCGUAAAGGAUUAUUUUGCAAAACCGUUUUUUUACGAUUUAAAACAGUAAAACUAUGAGAAAUUUUCAUUCCAGCUAUUUCCACUAAUUUUUUUUAUGAAUCCGCCGUAAAAUUGAACAUUUUGAGACCAAGAUCAUUAAAAUCCAUCCAUUUUUCGAUUUUCUAGAGCCAACCUAACCUAACCUAACCUAACCAAAAAACCAGGUGACCGCGAAAGUGUAUAAUUACCAUAAUUUUUUGUAAAGGAUUAUUUUGCAAAACCGUUUUUUUUACGAUUUAAAACAGUAAAACUAUGAGAAAUUUUCAUUCCAGCUAUUUCCACUAAUUUUUUUUAUGAAUCCGCCGUAAAAUUGAACAUUUUCAGACCAAGAUCAUUAAAAUCCAUCCAUUUUUCGAUUUUCUAGAGCCAACCUAACCUAACCUAACCUAACCUAACCAAAAAACCAGGUGACCGCGAAAGUGUAUAAUUACCAUAAUUUUUCGUAAAGGAUUAUUUUGCAAAACCGUUUUUUUUACGAUUUAAAACAGUAAAACUAUGAGAAAUUUUCAUUCCAGCUAUUUCCACUAAUUUUUUUUAUGAAUCCGCCGUAAAAUUGAACAUUUUCAGACCAAGAUCAUUAAAAUCCAUCCAUUUUUCGAUUUUCUAGAGCCAACCUAACCUAACCUAACCUAACCUAACCAAAAAACCAGGUGACCGCGAAAGUGUAUAAUUAUCAUAAUUUUUUGUAAAGGAUUAUUUUGCAAAACCGUUUUUUUUACGAUUUAAAACAGUAAAACUAUGAGAAAUUUUCAUUCCAGCUAUUUCUACUAAUUUUUUUUAUAAAUCCGCCGUAAAAUGGAACAUUUUGAGACCAAGAUCAUUAAAAUCCAUCCAUUUUUCGAUUUUCUAGAACCAAAAAAACCAGGUGACCGUGAAAGUGUAUAAUUACCAAAAUUGGCAUCCGAAAAUUAAUUAUGUACAAUUUUUAGAUACUUAUGAAAAUUUUACACUCCAAUUACUCAUGUUUAUCAAUGUUACAUAGAAUCUCACGUUUUUCGUGUAAUGAGAGUGAAAAAUUUUAAUGAAUAACUAAAAUACAUAAUGAUGAAAAAAAAGUUUUUUUUCUACGACCGUGCGUUUUAACCCACUUUCCCGCACGCAUUUUAGUUUUAAAAGU
Molecule: messenger RNA, 10451 nt
Organism: Diorhabda sublineata
Lineage: Eukaryota; Metazoa; Arthropoda; Insecta; Coleoptera; Chrysomelidae
Gene: AcCoAS
Product: acetyl-coenzyme A synthetase
Exons: 8
Coding region: 106-2115 (669 amino acids)
Molecular function (GO): acetyl-CoA synthetase activity; AMP binding
Source: RefSeq, a predicted model, not a curated record